Clunio marinus is the source of this 1104-nucleotide messenger RNA. The record is from the annotation of a GenBank genome assembly. NCBI's taxonomy places the organism in Eukaryota, Metazoa, Arthropoda, Insecta, Diptera, Chironomidae.
AUGAAUUUAAAUUUCUUGCUCGUCUUUUUGUCUUCUUCAAUUUUCAUCAACUUUUCAGUUGGUCUUUCAACAAAUGAGUUAAGAGAAUGGGAAAAGUUUAAAGUGAAAUUUGAAAAAAAUUACGAACAUUCCGAAGAAGAUGAAAUCAGAUCAUCAUUAUGGAAGAAAAACAUAGAAGUCGUUAAUGGACAUAACAGAAAAUUCAUGCUUGGAAAAGUUUCAUAUGAAAUGGGAAUCAAUAAAUUCUCAGAUAUGUCAGAAGAUGAGCUCAAGCUCUACACGAAUUUAAAAAUCGAAAAGAAAAACGCAAAAUUUGAAAGAAAAGUGACAUUUGAACCCACAUCGAAAGUGGCUGCUGAACUUGACUGGCGUUCGAGAGGGGUUGUGACUGAUGUUAAAGAUCAGGGCCAAUGUGGUUCAUGUUAUGCGUUCAGUGUUACAGGAGCUGUAGAAGGUCAACACGCAAUUGCGACUGGUAAACUCAUAUCGCUCUCUGAGCAACAAAUUGUCGAUUGCACAAGUCGAUAUUACAACUACGGCUGUGGAGGUGGGUACAUGCCAUACACUUACAACUACAUAAGAGAUACUGGUGGACUCGACACUGGAAAUUCGUAUCCGUAUCGUGGUGUACAACAAAGUUGCAGAUUUAAUAGAAAUUCAAUCGGUGCGAAAGUUCAAAGUCAUGAUGAACUUUAUCCAACUGAAGACACUUUACUGAAAACUGUUGCAUCAGUGGGUCCGGUUUCUGUCGCUAUACAUGUACAAGGUUCAUUCUAUAACCAUAGAAGUGGAGUUUAUGACGAUUAUUCAUGUCAAGCUGUAAAUUUAAACCAUGCAGUUCUUGUCGUUGGAUACGGAACUGAAAAUGGAAAAGAUUAUUGGUUGGUUAAGAACAGCUGGGGCAAAGGUUGGGGCGAACAAGGAUACAUAAAAAUGGUUCGGAAUAAAUACAAUCAAUGCGGAAUUGCGAGCUAUGCUAGUGUUCCUAGAGGUGUCAGUGACAGUAAUAAAAACUGGGUAAGGCAUGUCAAUGAAUCAGCGACGGAAAUGUUUGGAGGAAUCUUUUGGAACAUUAGAAUGAGUCAAAACAACAUUGAUGUUUAA